AUGGUGCGAGUAAGCGAGGCCAUCAAAGAUGAUCACCGAAAACUAGAAUCCUAUUACAAUAUCAUUGUCAAUUCAGACGACGAAGACGAACAAACCCGAUUUCAGAAUCAGUUCACCUGGGAACUUGCGCGACACGCGGUCGCCGAGGAACUGGUAGUCUUCCCUGCAAUUGAAAAACAUGUCCCUGGGGGGAAGGCGAAGACGGAUGACGAUCGGCGCGAACAUUCCACGAUCAAAGAAAUGCUCGAUGUUUUCCAGGAUCUGAAUUGUUCCGACCCACGCUUCAUCCCUACGCUUACAUUGUUGAUGGAAGGCCUUGCACGGCAUAUGCGAGACGAGGAGUCCAAUGAUUUGGUUAGAUUGGAGGAAUCUCUUACCGUCGAUGAGAGUGAACAGUUGGCAUAUUCUCUCAAUCGCACCAAGAUCUUUAUGCCCUCUCGCGCGCAUCCAUUCGGUCCGGACAGACCAGAGUACGAGACUGCAGCUAGCCUGCUCACUGCCCCCGUGGAUCAUCUAAUGGAUCUGUUUCGAAAGUGGCCAGAGGAGGAGACCAGUAUGACUGCGCUAAUGGAAUAG
Molecule: messenger RNA, 576 nt
Organism: Penicillium paradoxum
Lineage: Eukaryota; Fungi; Ascomycota; Eurotiomycetes; Eurotiales; Aspergillaceae
Exons: 2
Coding region: 1-576 (191 amino acids)
Source: RefSeq, a predicted model, not a curated record